Molecule: messenger RNA, 4014 nt
Organism: Mizuhopecten yessoensis (Yesso scallop)
Lineage: Eukaryota; Metazoa; Mollusca; Bivalvia; Pectinida; Pectinidae
Product: TBC1 domain family member 14-like
Exons: 12
Coding region: 256-2736 (826 amino acids)
Biological process (GO): activation of GTPase activity; regulation of autophagosome assembly
Cellular component (GO): recycling endosome; autophagosome
Molecular function (GO): GTPase activator activity
Source: RefSeq, a predicted model, not a curated record
CGACAAGGAGAUGCCAAGGAAGAAUAACAGUGAACUUCGAACUCAACUGGAGGGGAAUUAUGGCUCUUGAGAGUAAACAGGGUUCAUAUAUUUUACACUGAUAUUAACUUGACGUGGCUUGAUGUGUUGAUAUAUGUAAUAUAGCCAUGUCUUUAUCUGAACCUUCACAUUUUACUUCGGUAUUUGGAUAUUUUUCAAUACACACAACUGUCAAAGCAGCUAUGAAUGUGACUGUGCUUUGUUUGUGUGUACAGCAUGGGCAAACUUGAUUUGCUUCUUUCAAUACGGAGAAGUGAGAAGAUGAUAUUAGGCAUGUGUGAAGAUCUGCCUGAUGUUUCAUAUUCCGGUAUAAUCUCAACUGAAUCGGAAGAUACCAUGAGGUUUGUUGAUAGCCAAAACAAUGUUGAUGUUGACAUUUUAAAAUCGCGUCUAAAAGAGACAGCACACCAUUGCUUCAAUAGCAGCAAUGGUGCCAAUGGUAGUAAAAGACUUCUAUCAGAUAACAACAGUUCAAAAGAGUUAAAUGUAAGUUGCAGUUCAGAAGAGGGAUGUAAUGGAUGUGAUUUAGAUGAAUCUGAUUGCAAGCGGUUGAAUAGCUCUUCUUCACUUUCUGAUGCAGAGAACAUAUCAUCACACUCAAAUGAUAAUUAUCAGUCUUAUUGUGAGACUGGGUUAGAUCCAGGUGUAAGACUGAAAUCUGGACUUGUUAUCACGCCGAUCACUCUGACACAAGAUGUCCCGCUGGACAUCAACGAGGGGUCAAAUAAUCGAUUGUCUACAGUUCUGCAAAACAUUCAGUUACCGCUUGUGUACAUUCCUACAACUCGACAACUAGUCACCAAUAAGAAGGGAAUAGAAAAAAGCCAAGGAGAUGCCAGCUCAACUGGUGCACCUGAAGAAUCUUUUUCGGGUGCAGGCAAUUCAGUCACGUUAUCUGAAUAUGACAGUAACCAAAGCACAUCAACUGAAACUAUACUCAAUAUUGAUGACAUUGACCAAAACUCAGAGAUAUUAAAGCAAACUAAUAUAGAGACAGGAAGUUUAGGGGAAACUGAUUCUUUAUUGAGAUUAAAAGAACCUGACCAGCUAACAUGUAGUAGUUUGGAUCUGGACUCUGGGAUCCACAGGGUAUAUACUGGAGAUUCUCUACUCCGAACAUUUAAUGAUGCCUCCAGUCUUUCUAGUCUUAGCACUUGUACAGAUUUUUCAGUGUCCGCUGCCUCCAUAGAUGAUGGUGAAGGGACAGGACUUUGUAUAGACACCGGAGAUGGAGGAUUUAUGGAAAUCAAUCUCCAUUCUAGAAAUUCAUUUGAACGUUGUAAAAAUGGCUCUCAAGAUAGUGGAAUUGACGACAGAGGUGCUAAACCGAAGCGGAAAGGCAUUUCAGGAUUUUUAUCAAGAAAUAUAUUUUCACGGAAACCUAAAGACCUAGAGCCUGAGUCUGAACAACAGGGAUGGAAGCUGUUUGGGCGAGUGACACCGAAGCAGGUGCCUUCUAAAGACCCCCAGCAGAUCUCUCACGAGUUCCAAUCCAAACAGCGGGAAGGUCAGAACCCUUCAUGCAAGACAGGAAAGAAACAGGACAUUGAGGUCAUGUCAACCACAGCCCUGAUACUCGAAAACAGACCCAUGAACCUGCCUACUAAAGACCCUGAGGAGGCGGAGAGACAUCGGCAGCAGUAUGAGACAAUGAUUGAGGCAGCCAAGAAAAAAGAACAAAGAGAUAUCAAAAUGAAGAGAAAACAACAAAUACAGCAAAUUAAACAAGAGGACCAGUUACUAGCAGCAGCAAAGAAAUGGAGCAACGAAAUUCUGCCCAACUGGGAUUCAGCGAAAACGACCAAGAAAACCAGGGAACUUUGGUGGCUGGGGAUCCCUCCCAUGGUACGAGGGAAGGUGUGGAAACUGGCCAUUGGCAACGACCUAAAUCUUACACAGGAACUCUAUGAGAUUUGUGAAAGUCGUGCAGAAGACAGAAUUCGGCUGACGCUGACAGCCUGCGACUCAGGAGAGAUAUAUGGUACCUCUGAGACCUCAUCUGAGCCUCCGUCCAGUAAAGAGUCCAGUGUUGAACUCAUCAAGCUUGACGUAUCACGAACAUUCCCUCCACUCUGUAUAUUUCAAAAGGGUGGACCAUAUCACGACCUGUUGCACAGCCUUCUUGGUGCUUAUGCCUGCUACCGGCCUGACGUGGGUUAUGUACAGGGUAUGUCUUUCAUCGCAGCAGUACUUCUACUCAACAUGGAUGUAGCUGAUGCCUUUCUGGUUUUUGCCAAUCUCCUUAACCGCCCCUGUCAAGUGGCCUUCUUUAGGAUAGAUGAGGAAAUGAUGAAGUCCUACUUUCAAACAUAUGAGGAUUUCUUCCGUGAAAAUAUGCCUUCACUGCACCGCCAUUUUGUAAAGAAUGUUGUGACUCCAGACCUGUACAUUAUAGACUGGAUAUUUACACUGUUCAGUAAGUCUCUCCCCCUGGAUGUGGCCUGUAGAGUGUGGGACAUGUUCUGUCGCGAUGGAGAGGAGUUCCUGUUCCGCACCGCACUAGGUAUCCUGAAGAUGUACGAGAACAAUUUGAUACACAAUGACUUCAUACACUGUGUGCAGUUCCUCACCAAACUGCCCGAGACACUAUGUGCUGAUACGCUCUUCAGGAAUAUAGACUCUGUCCGAAUGAACAUAGACAAGAAAAGGUUCACACAAAUUCUGGCUGGGAACAAAGAGCAGAAGGAAAUGACAUGAUCUCUGGGCUCACUAGGGGAACUGAAUGACACCACAGAGAGAGAAAGAAAGAGAUUCAAACAAAGUGUGAUAAACGUGUCCUGUCAGGAACUGGUGACGUCUAGUGUGACUGGCUUUGAACAUGUGAUAUUUUUGUUUGUUGAGGGGGAAAUCAAGUGAUUUUUUGAAUGGAGAAAAUGAAAUUUUAUCAAGAAUGAUGUGUGAAAGGAAGACCAUUAAGGACAGUGAAUGAUUGUCAAAAUAAUUUGUUAACGAACUGUUGGAUGAGAUUAAUAUACAGUCUACAGGAUACAUAUCGUGUAUAUUGUUACUAAGGAUGUAAAACUUAGUUUGUAUUAAAUACAUUCUGUAUGAGUUGAUUCGGCCAGGUGCUGGAGGGGACUCUAAAAGGACACUGAUGUGAGCACAAUGUAGAUGUAUUACCCUAAAAGAGAGAAACAGUCUGAUAUUCUUUGUUUAAUAUGACUGUCUAGAGUGUGUGAUUAUUGACUGAUCAUGGUACAUACGAACAACCAGGGAAUAAUACAGUGGGUAUUUUAAUCUUUGUAUAUCAUGUUGGAAUUAAUUUGCAAAGAACAAUGAAUAUGUUUAAAGAUUGCAUUAGACAUACACAUUACCUCAAUAUCUGCACCAAUAUUUUCCACAAUUAAUUGUACAUGCUCAAACAUUUUGCAAUUGUACAAAGUAUAUUGAUGGCAAAAAAAUCCUUCCCUUCCUAAAAAUUUCAUUAUAAAGAGCAAUGUUAUUCCCUGUUUGCUUAUAAUAUAUUAUUCUGUUCAUUUCGUUUAGAUAUUGUAAUGAUUUGUAGCAGGGGUGUAAGAUUGGUUACUUGAUUUGAAAUUUAUGAUUUGGUGUGUUUUGUUAUGAAGCACCUUUAAUAUUCAGUGUUUUAUCUCCACAGUUGAAUUCCUUACACUGAAAUGUUUGAAAGUCAUGCUGGUUAUGAUUUUUUCGGCUUGCAGUGUGCUCAGAUAUUUAUCAGUGUGUUGUUUAUCUGUUGUAUGUGUGAUACCUUGUUGCCAUACUCAUGAGCAUAAUACGUCGGUGAUGAAGCUGGUCUUCUCUGGUCUGUAACUAAACAAACUUUUAUCUGGUUUUCUCAUGUCUAUAACUAAAACUGCAACCUGAUUUUCACGUGUCUAUUACCAAAACACUGUCAGCUAGUUUUCUUGUGUCUGUCACUAUUAGCUGGUUUUCUCAUGUCUAUUACUAAAACACUAGUAUCUGGGUUUCUCAUGUCUAUUCUCGUGUCUAUUACUAAAACACUAUUAGUAUCAU